Leucoraja erinaceus (little skate) is the source of this 1753-nucleotide messenger RNA. RefSeq names its product E3 ubiquitin-protein ligase RNF114-like. The transcript has 7 exons. Gene Ontology annotation, molecular function: metal ion binding; ubiquitin protein ligase activity. The coding region runs from base 727 to 1404 and encodes 225 amino acids. Gene Ontology annotation, biological process: ubiquitin-dependent protein catabolic process; protein polyubiquitination. The record is from RefSeq and is a predicted model, not a curated record. Lineage: Eukaryota; Metazoa; Chordata; Chondrichthyes; Rajiformes; Rajidae.
UCCGAAGAUGGCAUUGGCUGAUCUUAUUGCCAUGCCAAACCUUAGCCUAUAGAACACCCAACGCAAGUCAGAGGGACGGGGCCGCUAACAUCUAAUAAUCUCACAGCCAAAGUCUGCUUCGUGCUUCACCUACAAACUUGAACAGGGGCUGGAAUUCACUUGCGAUUUAUAUCCGUGACGUACAUCAAAAGGCCGCCGGCUGUAAAGCGUGCAACAAAAUCAUAUUUCACAAACAGGCUUCCAGAUUGCUUCUAAUGAAACACCUCGUAGGGUCCAGGUUGCGUUUUACGAAACGCCGCAUUGAUUUCUUGAAUAGAAAUAGCAAAUACUCUGCAGUUUAGGUCGCAUCUGUGGGAAAAGAAACAGUUCACGUUUCAAAUCCAGCAUUUUCUGCUUUUGUUUUUAGAUUUCCAACAUUUGCAGUAUUGAAAAAAUUCUUUCUUUGCCGUGGUUAUAGACGAUGUAAACCAGCAUCUGCAGUUCCUUCUCUCCAGAGAUGCUGCCUGGCCCGCUGCAUCUGUUUUGUGUCCGUCCGCAUGCAGUUUCAUUGUGUCUUCCUAAAAACGAUGUCAGUUGCAAUCGGGAAAGGAAGCAUAAGUUCCCCCUUUAAAUUGAUACAGGAAAUAAAUACAGAAGACGUCUGUCCCCAGGGACUGCAGGAAUUAUCAUAUCAGCUCCGCCUCCAUUUGACGUUUGCCAUUUGCGGAAACAGAGGCAGCAGCAGAAAUGGCGAUGAACUUCGAGGAGGACACCUCACGACGUAAAGAUACAGUAGUGGAUGACAAAGAAGCUUUAACCUGCGCCGUUUGCUUAGAAAUCUACGAAAAUCCAAUGCGCAUCGAAUGUAACCAUGUAUUUUGCAGUAGCUGCUUGUUUGCACUACAGAAGCCAAAAAAGCCAAUUUGUGCUGUAUGUCGCUUUCCUCUGAAGGGUGUAACGAGAGCUUUGGAAAUUGAGAGAAAAUUAGAAAUAACUCCUACAAGCUGCAAUGGUUGUGGAACGCAGGUUUAUAUGAAUAAGCUACGGACCCAUAACGCAACAUGUCCAAAAUAUCAAGAGUUUAUCUCUGAGGGGGUGAAAGCUUCAAUGAAGGAUCAGCAUCCCAGCCUUAGCAUGCCCAAUCGUUUUACUUUUACUUGCCCAUUCUGCAACGCAAAAAACCUGGACCAAGAUGGCUUGGUUGAGCAUUGUAUUUCAAGUCAUUCUGGAGAAUACGCAAAAAAGGUAUGCCCAAUCUGCUCCUCCAUGCCAUGGGGUGACUCAAGCUUCAGAAGUGCAGACUUGAUACAACAUUUGAAAAUUCGUCAUAAAUUUUCAUAUGAUACUUUUGUGGAUUAUAAUGUGGAUGAAGAUGAAAUGCUUCAGGAAGCCAUUGAACUUUCACUCCAAGAUAUGAGAUAUUAGGAUAUCAAUUUUUUUCUCACAUAAAAUCAACAGCUGAAGUUCAUUGUCUGAAUACUGCUACUGUAGAGGUUUUAUAUGUGCUUAAAUCUAUCCUGUGCACUUUUGACGAUUAUUUAGUUACAUAUACACCGAUAAGGAAAAACAAAGCAUCAUAAAACUAACAUACUAUGGUAAUAUUAUGAAAACAAUAUCUAUCUGAAGGUUAUUACAGCACUUUAAUCUUGAUGUUUGGUAAUGGGUAUAUUUACUUUUGAUUAAAUUCCAAUUAUACUUCCUUGUAAUUUGUAUUAAUGGACAGCUUGAAAUAGCUUUUGAAAAGAUGAAUAAAAUAUUAGUUGGAUUUCAGGUA